AUGAUCCUCAAAGCCGUCGCUGACCACCGCCUCUGGAUCUGGCAUGCAUACUUCGGUGUAGCCGGGUCGAACAACGACAUCAACGUCCUCAACUCGUCCACCCUCUUCGCCGAUCAAUGCAGGAGUCGCGGCUUGGCCAUCAAGUUCACUGCCAAAGGCUGCCAAUAUCAUAUGGGGUACUAUUUGGCCGAUGGCAUAUACACAAGGUGGCUUGUUUUUGUGAAGACGAUCAGCUGCCCAAUGGGUGACAGGAGAGUCUUGUUUGCGGCAAAGCAGGAGUCUGCGCGGAAGGAUGUGGAGCGGGCUUUUGGUUCGAACAAGAAGCUGGACAUAUCACCGAUUGGGUCGAUGAUGAAGGUGGAUCUAGCUCCAGCACGACAACCCCGCCUGUCGCUCGAGGUUCUAGAGAGACAGAUCUCAAUGCGCAGCCAACAAGACCAUGCGGCGCUCAUGAACGACAUGAUUGAAGAAGUUUGGAAGCGUAACGGCCAUUAA
Molecule: messenger RNA, 495 nt
Organism: Salvia hispanica
Lineage: Eukaryota; Viridiplantae; Streptophyta; Magnoliopsida; Lamiales; Lamiaceae
Source: RefSeq, a predicted model, not a curated record